AGCGCAAGAAAAGAGCUCAGAUGCUCAAAGCACCUGCAGUACGAAGGCUCAAAGUGUCUCAAAUCAACAAUUAACCGAAUCAAAGAUCUCAGAGAUAAUUAUAAUAUAUAUUCGGUAUAGGUUAAUCAUCAUAUCUAUUGCGAAGCGGCGCAAAGAAGAAUAUGAAAUCCUAGUUCCAAACGCAGCCUGACGUCUUUUCCAAUGGACAGUGUUUGAAAGAGACAGCUGAAGAUUGCGUUGAGUGAUAUCUGCGGUCGAGAAGAGGAGCAGCGGAGCUCAGCGAGUCCCUUACCGUGCGCGCGCGCGCGCACACACACACACACACAAGCACGCCCGCUCGCGCUCUUCUCCACACACACGCGCUCAAUCUCGCCACUGCGCGCACAGACGCUCAUCCACUUGACCGGUUUAUAGGCAUUGUUACAUUCCGUCUACUUCUAUAACCAACGCUUUGAAGCACAAUGGAAGAGAACAUGGAAGAGGGACAGACGCAGAAAGGUUGCUCUGAAUGCUGCCUCAAAUGUCUGAGUGGGAUCCCGUAUGCCUCUCUGAUCGCCACUAUCCUGCUGUAUGCCGGUGUUGCUCUCUUCUGUGGCUGUGGACAUGAGGCUCUUUCUGGCACCGUCACCAUCCUGCAGACCUACUUCGAAGUCGUCCGGUCGCCUGUUGAUGCCCUGGAUGUCUUUACCAUGAUUGACAUCUUCAAGUAUGUGAUCUAUGGAGUGGCAGCAGCUUUCUUUGUCUAUGGUAUUUUGCUAAUGGUGGAGGGAUUUUUCACCACUGGUGCCAUUCGGGACCUCUAUGGGGACUUCAAGAUCACCACCUGUGGGCGCUGUGUUAGUGCCUGGUUCAUCAUGCUUACUUAUAUCUUCAUGUUGGCCUGGCUGGGAGUCACAGCCUUCACCUCUCUGCCGGUCUUCAUGUACUUCAACAUCUGGAACACCUGUCAGAACAUGACUCUGCUGGAGGGCUCCCUCUCUCAGGUGGAGAGCGCCAACCUUUGCUUUGACCUGCGUCAGUACGGAAUCGUGUCCAUUGGUGAAGAGAGAAGACUGUGUGCCAAUAAUGAAAACUUCAAGAAGAUGUGUGAAUCUAAUGAGCUGGAUCUGACGUUCCACUUGUUUGUCUGCGCUCUUGCGGGGGCUGGAGCAGCCGUUAUCGCCAUGGUGCACUACCUGAUGGUGCUGUCGGCUAACUGGGCUUACGUGAAGGACGCCUGCCGGAUGCAGAAAUACGAGGACAUCAAGUCCAAGGAGGAGCAGGAGCUUCAUGAUAUCCACUCUACUCGCUCUAAAGAGCGACUGAACGCAUACACAUAAAGCACGCACUUACGUGCACACAUAUAAAUAUGUAUACACACACAUACAUACAUACACAAGCAUGCCCUUCCCCUUCCCUGAAAACAAAUAUAUAAACUAAACUUAAAUAAAAAGCUAAUUUCCAUGGUUUCCAGGGGUAAGGGAUAGGAUGGGACGGGGAGGUAAAUAACUGUAACACUUGCUAUGUACUAGUGUGACCCAGAAUGUUGGUCUAGGGACGUGGUUUGCGUCUCCAUGUCAACGUCUCUGACUACCCACUUUAAUUUCUCUAUCUGAUUUCAUUUCUCCUAUACCUCCCCUUUCUUUUGCUCCUGAUAAACACACCGAGUUGAGUGGCUUUUUUUGUACCACAUAGUUGUAGGUCUCAUCGGGUCUUAGUAGAAGGGUCGGGGUUUAGCCAAAGGGAUUACAGCAGCACACUUUUCACAUUUUUGUAUUACACGCUGAUGAUUUACAGUACGUUUUGCAAGCUCACCCUAACAAUAGUCAGUAUUUAGAUUUUCCUUUAGACUUUCUAUGAACCAAAAUGUGACCAAACUUGUAUCUUAUGAUUUACAGGUUCAAAAUCGCUCAAGCUGCCACAACUUAACAGCAGCAACAGCACAAACAAUGUACAGAUUCUUUGUUUUUGGACAAAUUCAGCUUUGGAGUGCCAGGGAUUUUAAAAAAGUACCUUAAAGUGACUUUUACUGCUAUACUGUAGCUUGGCCUAACUGUAUACGCUAGCUGUGCGCAGUAUUAAUGGAAAGUGUGACACUGGUGCUUAGUAAGCAUUUGACGGAGACUGAUUGGGAAAGAAGGAACGUUGGGAGAAUGUUUAAAAUCAGCUAGAUUGGUCAAGUAGGAAUUGCCUUGGGAGACUCUAUGAAAAUAUGAUUUCCUCUCAUUCAUCGCAAGCCAUACUCUCACAUGCAAAUAACAUUUUCAGGUGUUUUAUUGCUUAGUUUUAGCUUUAACUUUUUAAAUGCAAGAAAUCAAACAGUUCUUUAGUCAUUCCUCUGAUCUGUACUGUAUAUAUAUCUCUCUUUAAAUGUAUACACAUUUCAUGUCAAUUUCACAUCUCGGCAGUCAGUGUUACAGUAGGUGAUAUUCUUGAGCUCGUCGUUCAUAUCAGAGAAGUAUAAAUCUAAAUGGAAAAGUCGAUCGCAACGACUUUGCCAAACACUGUGGAAGGUUGAAUUAACGUGGUAUUUAUGUAACAUUCAAACGUGUUUUGAAUGAGGACUUGAUGGACGUGGUCGUACAAGCAUGUAUUACUCUAAGUCAGUGUUUUGGCUCGGUCUUGCAGACUUGAGUUGCCCUACUUUUGCAGUAAAGUACUUUUGUCAGUGUCUCGAAAAAGAAAAAAAUCUACAAAAACAAGCUAGUUUUGUGCACUUAUGGACCAUCGUGAGUUUUUUGGUGUAAGUGCAUUUGGAAUCAGCGCUGAGUCUCUUAAUAGUCAUGCAGCUUUUUUUAAAAACCACAAAAGAAACUUGUAUUAGGUAAAAAAACGUAAAUCUAGUUGUUAUUUGUGGCAUGGGUAUGCAUCUAAUGGUAAUAGUUUUAACUAACUGAAAAAAAGAAAAAAAAAUGAAUCCUUUAUUUUGAUUUUUACACUUCUGACUGUCUUGCUGGGGUCAACUAUAUCUAUUUUUUUCUAAAUGUGCAGUAUUUACAGUUGCUACGCUAACGAUAUUAAAGCUAAAUAUCUUAUUAGGUUGUAGUGUUUGAGUUCUGUCCUUUCUAGUUAGUGAUGAUUUUUCCGAACCAUGUCUUAAUCCUAUACUUGUUAUGAUGUUGCGUAUCCAGUAUUACCCCGACAUUGCUUUCAGCUUUAUCCACAUACUGUACUAGUUUUUUUUCUUUUCCUUUUUUGUACUUUCGCUGAGAAUGCUUUGUAGCAGGCAGUAAAAUUAACUGGUUUUGUACAUAAAUGUGCCAACAGCUUGACAGUGGCUUUUUUCUUUUCUUUUCAAUCUGUAGGAACAAACUUGCUUGCGUAAAUAAAGACACUUGUGUACUUGUUAAUAA
This is a messenger RNA of Danio aesculapii, 3332 nucleotides long. It is a transcript of the gene gpm6ab, whose product is annotated as glycoprotein M6Ab. The coding region runs from base 462 to 1319 and encodes 285 amino acids. Gene Ontology annotation, biological process: neuron projection development. The transcript is spliced from 7 exons. The record is from RefSeq and is a predicted model, not a curated record. Gene Ontology annotation, cellular component: plasma membrane; axonal growth cone; filopodium. Lineage: Eukaryota; Metazoa; Chordata; Actinopteri; Cypriniformes; Danionidae.